AGACGAGUCUUCCAUUCAAGAACUAAACCAACUCAACAACCUAAUUUAUCCCGACCAACUCUACAAUUUCAAAACUCUCCAAAACGAAAUCAAAAGACUCAAAAUCCAAGAUUUAACUAUCCAAAUUCCUUUAAAAAACAGGAAUUAGAACAAUUAACUAAUGAUACCAAGGAAAAGUGUAUCAAAGUUGAAAAAUAUCUUUUCGAAAAACUACUCAAAAAGCACACAAAGUUGCUUCACAGCAAUAAUUAUCCUAACUUUGAAAAGUUGGCUAAACUAAAAGAGGUUUUAAAUGAGAAAUUUACCCCAGAGGAAUUACAAAUUUUUUUGGAUGAAAUCUUUAACCUAGAAAAACAUUUAGAAAGUGAAAGUACAGUUGGUGAUGGCGGUGGUGGUGAUGGACUUUGUGAACCUAAAGCUCGAACUAUUACUUUACCAAAAGUAUAUAGAUUUCUCACGAUUGUUCAAGCAGGAACGGCCAUAGCCUUUAGCACUUUUCUUGUAACUCAUCUAAGCGCAACGACUUUAGCCACUUUUGGUGGUAUAGACCUAACGAAUAAAACCAUUAUACUUGGUAGAGUUUAUUAUCAAAGUAAAUUUUUAGAACCCAUAGUAGUAUUUGGUGCAUUGGUUGGACAUGUAACAGCUGGUAUAGCAAAACGUAGUAUUAAACUCUAUAUGAAAUAUAAAAAACGUGAUGAUAGAAAACUUACGCAAGAUGUUCAUGAAAAGGUUGAAAAAAUUAUUACGGAUGAAAAGAAUGAACAAGGAAACGUCGUUAGACAAAAGAUUACCACCAAAACAACUACUACCAUCUCUAGUUCUUAUUUAUCAAGAGCAUUAAGUUUUUUGCUUCCAAAUCAUCAUGUAAUUGGAUACAUUUUGGUUCCUUUGGUAUUUGGUCAUACUUAUAUUAAUCGUAUUUUACCCAGACGACAUUUUGACGAUUCUUCUUUAAUUAACGCGACUUACGUUACACUUUCUCUUCGAAAAUGGCCAGUUACUUCAUACUUGAGCUUAACCGCUUUAAUCGGAUUGACUGCUUAUCAUGUUACUAGCGGUUUUCCUGUCGUUUAUAAAAUUUUAAGAGGUUCUGUAUCAAAGAAAAACGGUGAAAAACAAUUCGUUCUUAGUGAUUCUGCAAAAAAGAAACUCAGAAAUGGUAUAAUGAUUACUUCAAUUGGUUUAUUGACUACCGGUUUAUUGGUUAUAGGUGGGAAAUUUGGUAAAGAUCCUAAAAUUCCUUUACGUACCGAAUAUUUAAAAGUUUAUGGUCAAGUACUCCCACAAAGUUGGAUAAGAUAA
This is a messenger RNA of Funneliformis caledonium, 1305 nucleotides long. Lineage: Eukaryota; Fungi; Glomeromycota; Glomeromycetes; Glomerales; Glomeraceae. The record is from the annotation of a GenBank genome assembly.